This is a messenger RNA of Clonostachys rhizophaga, 1812 nucleotides long. The record is from the annotation of a GenBank genome assembly. Lineage: Eukaryota; Fungi; Ascomycota; Sordariomycetes; Hypocreales; Bionectriaceae.
AUGAGGGUAACUGGUGAUCACAGUUCCGGUGGCUCUACCCCAGCUCAGUAUAUUCGUUCCGAGUCUGACGGGGAAAAGGCACCGCAAGGGAUUCAUGCCCAUCUUGAGCACACGGCAUUGGAACAUGACCCUGAUGAGCUCAAUGAUGUCCAUAACAAACUCACCAAGGAGACGAUCCUUGCUUGUAUUGCUAUUGCCGGUCAAAUCAAUGCGUAUGUAAUGAGCCUGUUGAUUCCAUCGACGACCUUGUCGUAUAUAAAUCAGGAGCUUGGGCCGAGCCCCUACUACUCUUGGAUCACCAUCGUCUGGCAACUGGGUGGCUCCAUCAUUGUUUCCAUCAGCGGCCGUUUGUCCGAUAUCUUUGGCCGUCGAUAUUUCAUGAUUACGGGUGCUUCGAUCUCGAUAGUAGGGUGCCUCGUUGGUGCAAACGGUAGGAGUAUCGAUAUGAUGAUCGCGAGCGGAACUCUUUUUGGAAUAGGCUCCGGAUUCCAAGAAAUGGCCUAUGCUUGCAUUCAGGAAAUGCUACCUAAUAAGCACCGAAUGGUAGGAGUUGGUCUCCUCGACAUCUCCCUCGCUAUAGCGUUUAGCAGCCCGGCCAUCGCAUAUUGCUUCAUCGCCUUCCACGACAUCGGUUGGAGGGGUGCUUACUGGUACAUGUUCACAUGGCAUGUCGUCGCCUUUAUCUUCCUCUGGAUCUUCUACCGUCCCCCUGAUUUCAAGAUGAAGCACCGCCACGAUGGGAAGACUAAGAUGCAGCUGCUUGCCGAACUUGACUAUGUAGGCAUCUUCCUCUUCAUAACUGGAGGAGUACUCUUUCUCUUAGGCAUUAACUUUGGAGGGAGACAAUAUGCUUGGAACAGCGCAGCUACUAUCACACCGAUCAUUCUUGGUAUCAGCAGCUACGUCGCCCUUGGGUUCUGGGAGGUUUACUCGAACCAAAAGUAUCCCCUUCUCCCACCGAAGCUGUUUAUGAAAGUUCGAGAGUUUGUGAUGGUUAUCGUGGUUUGCUUCGUUGGAGGAAUGCUCUACUACAGCAUGAACGUUCUCUGGCCGAGACAAUCUCAAACUUUGUUCGUGGGCGCGGACCAGCCGAUUCUCCGAGGCGGCUAUGCGACAUUCUUCUCUAUCGGAAGUUGGCUGGGAGGUGUCACAACCGUCUUCGUCUGCUCGUGGCUGGGUCAUGAGAAGUGGCAACUCGUAUUCUUCAUGGUCGUUCAGACGGCUCUUAUCGGUUCUCUUUCUUCGGUCGGGGUGGACGAUCGAGUUCAGGCCAUUGUGACGCUUAUUAUCGGUUCUGCCAUGGUCACGGCUCCUCAGCUGGUAUCUUUCGCGAUGUUGUCACUCGGCCUAGAGGACCAAUCAGACAUUGGUAUUGCUGUCGGCCUUGCGGGAACAUUUCGGCUGCUUGGUGGUGCCGUUGCUACAGCCAUCUACUCCGCCAUUCUGUCAACCAAACUCAGCGAGGCCCUGCCUGGCCAGAUGGGCGCGGCUAUCGAAGAUUCAGAUGUAUCGUUCUCGAACUCUCUCCUCAAGGGGCUCGUCACAGCUGCAGCGACCAACACCAAAGCAGCCUUCUCGGCGAUCGAAGGAGCCACACCUCGACUUGUUGAGCUAGCUUUGUAUCACACAAAGCUGGCAAACGUAGAAGCGUUUAGACUCGUUUAUCUGGUUGCUAUUGGGUUCGGAGGUUUGGCCACUUUCUGUGCGUUCUGUACAGUGAGCAUCGACAGCCACUUGAAAAACAGCUCGAGGGCGAUUGUGUUGAAGAAUGAGAUCAAAGGGGACGAGGACAAAACUGCACAAGCGGCAUAA